AUGGUUGUACCAAGCAUUCACGAACAAUGUUGGGAACCGGUAACUGGUUUGGAAGAUAUCCGGAAAUGUAUUCAAAAUGGUCAUCAUGUUAUGGUAAUAAUGCGUGGCAUCCCUGGAUCAGGCAAAUCUUAUCUAGCUAGCGAUUUAAUAUCCGGAACAAAUGGUGCGGUUUUCAAUACCGACAAAUAUUUCAUGCAAAAUGGUGUGUACCAGUUCGAUCCUACCAAACUGGAUGAAUAUCAUCAGAAAAAUUGGAAGGAAGCAAAAGAUGCAAUCCAGCAAGGGGUAAAGGUAAUAAUCAUCGACAAUACGAACAUAUUUGUGGCACACAUGAAGCCUUACAUUAAUCUUGCAGUGAAAAAUUUAUAUGAAAUUUAUUUCGUAGAGCCGGAAACAGAGUGGAAGAAAAAUGCAAAGGAGUGUGCUAGGCGUAAUGCGCACUCUGUACCAGAAGAAAAAAUUGCACAUAUGGCUGAAUGUUUCGAAAAAAUCAAUUUAACUGAUGUAAUAAAACCGACGCAGUUAAGAAUAAUUCCACCGCUAGUUGGCAUAAACGAUGAAGAUGAUGUUCGCAGUUUAUUGCCAUCGGGACUGGAUUCUCCUCUAGCGCCAAGUUCUUCUCGUUUUUCAUUGCCAGAAUAUCCGGAGUAUUUGGAUGAUGUGCGAAAAGCGUAUGCUAAGAAAGAAGAAGUCGGAAGAACUGCGUCCUCACCUUCACCUGAUUCACACUGUUCAUUGUAUGAAACAGGGGAUUAUAUGAAGCUGAAAAUUCCUCUAAAUUCACUUUUGGAAAAUGAUGCUACUGACACAAAAAAAAGUUCUGAACAGCUAUUUUCUUUAAUUCCACACCAGAUACCUAAGAAGGGUCUGCGUACAGUUGGAUGUCAGACUAGUGAUUUAAUUCGAGUGUUUGAUUUAUCAGAUUCUUUGCUAUCUGUAAGCGAUGAAUUUGUCUGGGAAACAAUGCGGGGUAAUGUUGAUCUCAGUAAUAAGAAGAAAAUGAGAGCAAAAGCUACUCAGGCUGGUGACGGUAACAUUCUGCCAGAUAUCGAAUUAUUAUUAGCAUUUUUUCCGGAUGAAAAACCCUCUGACCUGUCACAUAUAUUAGAGAUAGUUGGAUUAAAUAAUGCAAUGACAUUACUAAAAGAAAUGAACGCGUACAUGGAUGUUUGUGCUCCAGUUGGAAAAAAUAAAAAUAUUGAUACGGAACCAUUAUCGCGAACAUAUUAUUGGUGGGAUGAAGCAGAGUUUGAGGAGAUCGGUAACAGCAGUUCACCAACAUUUAUACCAAAGUUCGAAAUGAAUCGAACAAUGCCCGAAAACUUGGCACCUUGCACUUACAUGCAGUGCUGUGAUCCUGAACCUGUGCCGCAAGGAUAUUACCGAAUGGCGAUAUCAGUUGAUAUGAUGGAGCAACUUACUCAACUUUUUGGUGAUAGUGAGAGUAAUUGUGUUUUAAAAACAUACGUGGACCUACCGAUCUGGCUUUGGCGUCAAAUUUAUUUUUGCUGGCAGGGCAACCCAGUUACAAAAGUGGAUGAUGCAUUUGGAGGUGAAAAUUUCGAUUUUUCUUCCCUGGUUAGUUCUGAUGAGGAAUUGGCGCGAAUGUUGCAAGAUCACGAACUGGUAUCUGAUGAAUCCUUGGAAAAUGGCAAACAUAUGAGUAUUGCUGAAAGGCUACAGUUAAGUGCAUUGAUAAAUGAUUAUUCAGGAGUUGAUCGGGAACGAAUUACGGAGUGCUUCCAUGAUAACAAAUUUUCUGCGGAGGCUACUCGUAACACUUUGGAACUUUUCGUAAAUGGCACUGAAAACAUUCCAAAAGCGCCAGGUGAUCCUUCUCAGAUUGCUUCCCAUGGUAAUUGUAGUAUGUCGGCAGCAUUUUCCCGUCAUUUUGCUUCCGAUGGAUUAUCGGUCUCAAAGCCAGAUCUAGAAUCAGCUCACAAGGAAGCAUGUGGACUACGAGAAGAAGCAGAUAAGUAUAACAAACAGAAGCAUGAAAUGUUUUUGCGGGCCAAGAGUCAUCGAGAAUUUGGAGCUAAAAUGUUUUAUUUUGCUGAGGCUCGGAAAUUCGGGAAAAAAGCAAGAGAUUGUAUAGCAGAGCUGAAUGAACAGUUGAUCAAAGCGAAUACAUCCAAUUUAUUCAUCGACUUACAUUAUAUGAAUGUUCAGUCUGCUAUUAAACUUCUCAAAGCCAAACUAAAUGCUGCAGAUAGACCGCCGGAGCUCCGACGUGGGCGGUCUGGGAAGAAACUCGUUGUUUUAACUGGUUACGGGAAACUGAACGAUGAGCAGGCAAAAAUUAAACCAGCUGUUGUUCAGUGGCUUGACCAGUGUGGUUAUGAAUUUCUAGGACCGCCGGAGCUCCGACGUGGGCGGUCUGGGAAGAAACUCGUUGUUUUAACUGGUUACGGGAAACUGAACGAUGAGCAGGCAAAAAUUAAACCAGCUGUUGUUCAGUGGCUUGACCAGUGUGGUUAUGAAUACUACAACUCAUCCAACAAAGGUGAAUUAAUUGUGGAAUGUAAAUAG
Messenger RNA from Loa loa (African eye worm), 2529 nucleotides. Its product is annotated as smr domain-containing protein. The coding region runs from base 1 to 2529 and encodes 842 amino acids. The record is from RefSeq and is a predicted model, not a curated record. The transcript is spliced from 19 exons. NCBI's taxonomy places the organism in Eukaryota, Metazoa, Nematoda, Chromadorea, Rhabditida, Onchocercidae.